AUGGCUUCUUCGAGCGAACGUUACAACAUCAUCUACCUCGCUAAGCUAGCCGCCCUAGCCGAACGCUAUGAUGAUAUGAUCGAUGCAAUGAAGAAAUUGGUGAAGAAUAACAUCGAUUUAACUGCUGAAGAGCGUAAUCUCCUUUCAACAGCGUACAAGAAAGUUACCGAGCCAAAGAGAGAAUCAUGGAAACGUCUCUCAACAACUAAACAGAAGGAAGAUACAAUCUACAAAAAUGAGACGUACAUAAAGUGUAUUCAAGAUUAUCGUAAUAUAGUUGAGUUGGACCUUGCUAACAUUUGCUACGACGUUAUAAUUCUAAUUGAUGAUCAUCUCCUUCCUUUCGCGUCUUGCGCUGAAUCCUCCGUCUUUUACUUAAAGAUGAAAGCAGAUCAUUACCGAUAUAUGGCCGAAAUCAAAACUGGUGAUGCAAAAUCAUUAGUGGCGGAAGAGUCUUUAAAAACAUAUAAGGAAGCAAUGGCCAUAACAAUGGUUCAAUUUUCACCUAUACAUCCAACACGUUUAGGCUUGGCAUUAAAUUUUAUAAUAAAUUUACUUCAAUUUUACAAUUUCUCUAUGGUCAUGGCAUAUCAGUUGGCGAAGGAAGCUUUUGAAGUGGCUAUGUUAGAGUUGGAUGAUUUAGGCGGCAAGGCUUCCUCGAAAGACAGCAAGGUUAUCCUGAAUCUUUUGAGGGAUAACCUUACACUAUGGAAGGCCAAGAAUGAUGAAAGGAACCUUUGA
Chenopodium quinoa (quinoa) is the source of this 741-nucleotide messenger RNA. RefSeq names its product 14-3-3 protein 9-like. The coding region runs from base 1 to 741 and encodes 246 amino acids. The transcript has 5 exons. Gene Ontology annotation, cellular component: cytoplasm. Gene Ontology annotation, biological process: signal transduction. The record is from RefSeq and is a predicted model, not a curated record. NCBI's taxonomy places the organism in Eukaryota, Viridiplantae, Streptophyta, Magnoliopsida, Caryophyllales, Amaranthaceae.